CUCUUAAGCAUCAGUCCACCUGCGAGGACCACAUCUGAGACCCGAAUGCCACAAUGACCACAACACAUCGUUAAAGCUUGCACUGUCCCACCACCAGGACCAGGAGGUGGAAACCAUAGCAACAGACGUGUCCUGUGUGUGUGUGUGUGAAGACGGCUGUCUGUUGUAUCAAGGUUGCAUCAGAGUCUGAGGCAUUACCCGACAAUGAGCUUCUGGUAAGUCGACAGAAGACAGGCAACUGUACCACAGUAUUUUUGAAAAUGCCCUAGGUGGAUGUUCUUGUCUUUCCGUCUCAGAUGUUGCCAUGUAAGACCAACUGCUGGAAGAACAAUAACCACAGGUGUACGGUCUUAUGAGCUCAUAUCCCCUGAGUGUAGCUGCUAUGGCUUUCUGUAAUGAAAGCCUGCUGGAGGAGUGUGACUUCAUGGGGCCGGACAAAGCAGAAGAAGCAGCAGAAAGUCUCUCAUCAGAAGGUGUGACUCCUGUUGUAUCAGUCACUCUGCGUGUGACCCUGGCAGCCAUAAUGAUCUUCAUGAUUACUAUUGGUUUCCUUGGCAACGCGAUCGUGUGUCUGAUUGUUUACCAGAAGCCUGCUAUGCGUUCUGCCAUCAAUCUCCUCCUCGCCACGCUGGCCUUUUCAGACAUAAUGCUCUCUUUGCUCUGCAUGCCUUUCACUGCUGUCACUGUGGCCACUGCUGACUGGAGCUUUGGGAGUGGGUUCUGUCGAGCGUCCAUCAUGCUGUACUGGCUGUUCGUACUGGAGGGGGUUUCCAUACUCCUCAUCAUCAGCGUGGACCGUUUCCUCAUCAUUGUGCAGCGGCAGGACAAGUUAACACCUCACAGAGCUAAACUUUUGAUUGCGGGCUCAUGGGUGCUGAGUCUGUGUGUGUCUCUGCCGUCUGUAGUCGGCUGGAGGACGGGUGCAGCAGGUAUUGGGGGCGCCUGGGCGCCACAGUGUGUGCUGGGAUACAGUGAUUCUCUGGCAGACCGUGGAUACACAGUGCUUCUGGCAGUAGCAGUAUUCUUUGUGCCAUUUGCUGUCAUGCUGUACUCUUACAUGUGCAUCCUCAACACAGUGCGUCGCAACACCCUGCGCAUCCACAACCACACCAGUGAGCAUUCCUGCCUGCCAGCCCUCAACCAAGUCAGCAAAAUGAGACUCACCGGGCUGCAGCGACCCCCUCAGAUCAAGGUGGACAUGAGCUUCAAGACCCGAGCCUUCACGACCAUCCUCAUCCUUUUCGUCGGCUUCUCCGUGUGCUGGUUGCCACACACAGUGGUCAGCUUGCUGGCCGUGUUCAGCCGGCAGUUCUACUACAGCUCCGUCUUCUACCCGGUCAGCAUAGGCGCUUUAUGGCUCAGCUACCUGAAGACGGUCUUCAACCCUGUCAUCUACUGCUGGAGGAUCAGAAAGUUCAGGGAGGCCUGUCAGGAGUUCAUUCCCAAGAGCUGCAGACUGUGUCCCAGAGUACCGGGCAGAAGCCGCCGUAGAGUGAGGCCCAGCAACAUCUACGUGUGCAGCGAGACUCAGUCAGCUGUGUGAAACAGAGAGGACCAGAUGUAGAAACCAGCAGCUGUGGACACUGCUAUUUUUAACUCUUACUUUUCCCCAUAAUAAUCAAUCAUAUGCUACUGAAGUUCACUUUAAAAGAAUACAGAGUUUGUUGACAAAAUAAUCAUGCCACGAGAAUGAGCUUUCAAUCUCGAUUUUUAUGCCAAAGUGGGUGAGAAGUCGUAUAGAAAUGAAGAUUUAAACACUGACAAAUGGGUGGCUUCAUCUGCUGAGAAAGGUCACAAUCCAAAGCUUCACAGCUGUUACUGAAUGGACUUUGUGGUGAGAUUAUUUUGAAAGAACUUUCGGUCUCAAUAUAUACUGGUUGGUUUAAAUUCAUGGCCUUUAUGGGUUGUGAAACUCACUGCCAUACAAACAGUGUCAUGUCCUCUUCUGUCAGUUUACUUCUCUGCUUCAUUAUUUGUCCCUUAGUGUUUCAUCAUUGACAUUCUGUUUCUUCAGACUGUGGACUUUCAGUCUUUUUGAGUAGUAGUGAUGAUAAUAACUCUGUUGUUGGUUAUGAGUUUCACAAAGUUAAUGUUAUUAAUGUUAAGUGAUGUUCUCAGAGGAUAAUCGGUGAGCUUACAGAUUUUAAUGAACUUUGUGCUGAAACACAACCUUGUGUGAGAUUAAACUGUUAUUUUAAACCACGAGUGUGUUAACAAAAACAAGUGUGUCAGUUGUGGAGCUGUGAAUGUUUACUUGAUUGUAUUGAUGUGUCAUAAACGACCAAACCAGGUGAAUAAAAAUAGUUUAUAAAAGAGGCUGCAUUGAUGUACUGGAGCGCUCAGAUGAAAAACAUGUCCUUGCUCGCUGCUUUUAAACUGUACAUAAACCAAAGUUGCUGGGAUACUACAAACACGUAUGUGAGCGGGUAUGUAUGUACUUCACUGA
This is a messenger RNA of Scatophagus argus, 2446 nucleotides long. RefSeq names its product G protein-coupled receptor 45 (gene gpr45). The record is from RefSeq and is a predicted model, not a curated record. NCBI's taxonomy places the organism in Eukaryota, Metazoa, Chordata, Actinopteri, Scatophagidae. Gene Ontology annotation, biological process: G protein-coupled receptor signaling pathway. Gene Ontology annotation, molecular function: G protein-coupled receptor activity. The transcript is spliced from 2 exons. Gene Ontology annotation, cellular component: membrane. Bases 353 to 1543 code for a protein of 396 amino acids.